AUGGGCUCUAAAGCUGAGUUUUCAGGGGAGCUGAAGGGAGUGAAAUCCCUUGAAACUCAGAGACUGAACAUUUUUAACAUCUCGGUUUCAAUGGUGAAGUCAGCAUCUGAAAAAGUUACGUAUUUGGGUAAGGUUUCCACAACAGGGAUGCAAUUUUUGUCAGGCUGCACAGAGAAACCAGUCAUUGAAUUAUGGAAGAAGCACACGCUUGCCAGGGAGGAUAUUUACCCAGCUAAUGCCCUUCUGGAAAUUCGCCCUUUUCAAGUCUGGCUGCAUCAUCUGGACCUCAAAGGUGAGGCGACAGUCCACAUGGAUACCUUUCAGGUAGCACGUAUAGCCUACUGCACUGCUGACCACAAUGUCAGCCCAAACAUCUUUGCUUGGGUCUAUCGGGAGAUCAACGAUGACUUGUCCUACCAGAUGGACUGCCAUGCUGUAGAGUGUGAAAGCAAGCUGGAGGCCAAGAAGCUGGCCCAUGCCAUGAUGGAGGCUUUUAAGAAGACUUUUCACAGCAUGAAAAGUGAUGGCCGGAUCCACAGGAACAGCUCGUCAGAGGAAGUUUCUCAUGAAUUUGAAUCUGACGAUGGCUGACUGAACUCAUUCACGGUUCAGCAAAGGCAGAAAUGGCCUAGGGAAUAAGAGCUGAUAGAUGAAUAAGCAACAAUUGAAACUGGGGAAUGAAAGGACUGCCAAAUACUUGUCUGACCAGCUUUUUCAAUCAAAAGAGCAAUUCAGUACCUACAGAUAUGCAUCAUUAAAGUAAUUACGUUACAUUGAAAUCUGCUGCUGUUGUAAAAGUGAGAAAAAAGCUCCCUCUCCCAUCUCUCUCACCCACCCAUUACUGUCUGUUUCUUGUCUCUGUAGUUCAGGUGCAUACCAUGAAGUAGAGUCAGUCCUGUUUGUCUUGUAAGACUGGUCAGGCAAUUUUAUUAGUUGCUUCUCUGGCAUUCCUAGCUGGGGGCUGAUGCACAAGAGCAAGUAGACCUGGAAAGCCCUAAU
Antrostomus carolinensis (chuck-will's-widow) is the source of this 999-nucleotide messenger RNA. RefSeq names its product phosphotyrosine interaction domain containing 1 (gene PID1). Gene Ontology annotation, cellular component: cytoplasm. The transcript is spliced from 2 exons. The coding region runs from base 1 to 591 and encodes 196 amino acids. The record is from RefSeq and is a predicted model, not a curated record. NCBI's taxonomy places the organism in Eukaryota, Metazoa, Chordata, Aves, Caprimulgiformes, Caprimulgidae. Gene Ontology annotation, biological process: negative regulation of insulin receptor signaling pathway; regulation of cell population proliferation; regulation of reactive oxygen species metabolic process.